Molecule: messenger RNA, 1841 nt
Organism: Xenopus tropicalis (tropical clawed frog)
Lineage: Eukaryota; Metazoa; Chordata; Amphibia; Anura; Pipidae
Gene: ndufaf5
Product: NADH:ubiquinone oxidoreductase complex assembly factor 5
Exons: 10
Coding region: 183-1433 (416 amino acids)
Biological process (GO): mitochondrial respiratory chain complex I assembly
Cellular component (GO): mitochondrion
Molecular function (GO): S-adenosylmethionine-dependent methyltransferase activity
Source: RefSeq, a predicted model, not a curated record
CUCAAAAAUAUAGAAGCCGCACUAAAUCUCCUAAUGUUCCUAUAGGACUGCGUCCUUUGCUAGAGGUCAGAAUCGGGGGGCAGGCGCUCAAUGAGCAAAAGUAACGGGGUACCAGAGGCGAAUGAAUCAGGGCAGGUUACUGGCCAAGGACCGGUUAUUCCCAGGAGAUAGGGGUUACUGAGAUGCUGUAUACUAGUGCGGGGAGGCUGCCACUGUGUGAGAGAUGCUUCAGCCUUUAUAGGAGCCUGCGUGUGGCCGCUAGCACCCAGGGGUGGCCAAGGGAAUUGCAUGUGGCCCCUUAUACCCAAGGGCGGCACAAUAGAGCGCAGCUAGUCCCUAGCACCCAAAGUGGAGAGAAGGCGCCUAUGGGCUAUGGGGGGCUGCUGGGGGCGGAGCCCAGCUUUCCCUGCAGGAGGUCGGCCAGCUCCACAGCGGCCAGUGCGCUCAAUGUGUUUGACCGGCAGAUGAAGAGGAGACAGAAGGACUGGGCAGUGUCACAGCCCGGGGCCCAUCACUGUGACUAUCUGAGGGAAGAGGUGGGAGAAAGAAUUGCUGAUCGAGUGUUUGAUAUAGCAAGGACGUUUCCUUUUGCUUUAGAUCUUGGUAGUGGAAGGGGUUACAUUUCACAGCAUUUAACAAAGGAUAUCGUAGAGCGAUUUGUCCAUGCAGACCUGUCUGAGAAGGCUUUGGUAAGACAAUUGCCUUUCUCUGCUGCUAGUGCUGUUAAAGCACUUUCACGUGUGCUAAUUUCUACUCGUUCUUCGCAGAGAAACCUGGCUGCAUCGGAAAUUCCAUCUGUGAGAGUUAUUGUUGAUGAAGAAUUUGUCCCUUUUAAAGAGAACACAUUUGACCUUGUUGUGAGCAGUCUGAGCUUGCACUGGGUGAAUGAUCUGCCACGAGCUUUCCAAGAGAUACAUCGCAUCUUAAAACCAGAUGGAGUAUUCAUUGGCGCCAUGUAUGGCGGUGAAACCUUGUUUGAACUCCGCUGCUCUCUACAACUGGCAGAGAUAGAAAGAGAAGGAGGCUUUUCACCCCACAUAUCUCCCUUCACUGCUGUAACUGAUCUGGGAAACCUCAUGGGACGUGCCGGCUUUAACAUGCUGACUGUGGAUGCAGAUGAAAUUCAGAUUCAGUAUCCAGGGAUGUUUGAAGUUAUGAAAGAUUUGCAAGGUAUGGGGGAGAGUAACUGCGCAUGGAACAGAAGAUCGUUGCUUCACAGGGAUUCAAUGAUAGCAGCUGCUGCCAUAUAUCAAGACAUGUAUGGAGAGGAGGAUGGGACAGUGCCGGCAACCUUUCAGGUUUAUUAUAUGAUUGGUUGGAAGCCACAUGAGUCGCAGGCCAAGCCAGCCAAGAGGGGUUCUGCUACUGUAUCUUUUGGUGAUUUGAAAAAAGUGAAGGAGAUAGUAUCUGAAACAAGAACAGAAGAAAAAUAGUGGUGCUUGCCUUUCCUUCCAGAGUUCUACAUAAGAAAAAGGAGUCUCAGUAUGUGAAGUAUUUAUUUUCUAUGAAAAUAAAGUAAUAAAAUUAGAUAUUAUGUUUUUUUAAAAAAAAGCUUUGUUUUUAUGUGAAAAUGUUUUUCUGAUUAUGGGGGAGUUUUACUGAUCUUGUAUUAUUCUUGCAAAUGUUGCACUCAUUCAAUGUUCAUCAUCUGUGGCAAGAUUUAAUUGCGUUUCUUAGCAAUUUUCACAACCUCGAAAGCACUCAAAACUUUUGGGGGAUUUGCACAAUAUUUCGAUUGAAUGAAAAAAGUCUUGACAAACCUCAACUGCGUGGGGCACACAAAUAAUUCAGCUGAAACCCACAGUGAUGUUCCCAUUUGUUUGAAUAAAUCUCAGUGGGUU